GGCUGCCGAGUUGCUGGAGCCAUCACAUCAUGAUUUGACCAAGCUGGGGUUGUACUGGUCCCAUGAUGGCUCCCAACGUCAGCUGCUUCCUUUUGGCUGUGCUGUUUUCUGCGGGCUGCAAUGCCGUCACCUCCUCAGAUCAGAUGUGCACUGAGAAAGAAGCCAACAAAACAUAUAACUGUGAAAAUUUAGGUCUAAGCAAAAUUCCCGACACUCUACCAGACACAACCGAAGUUCUGGAAUUCAGUUUUAAUUUCUUGCCUACAAUUCAAAACACAACCUUCAGCAGACUCAUAAAUCUUAUCUUUUUGGAUUUAACCAGGUGCCAGAUUAACUGGGUACAUGAAGACACUUUUCAGAGCCAUCAUCAUUUGAGCACAAUCGUGUUGACAGGAAAUCCACUGAUAUUCAUGGCAGAGACAUCACUUAACGGGCCCAAGUCUCUGAAGCAUCUCUUCUUAAUCCAAACAGGAAUAUCCAAUCUCGAGUUUAUCCCAGUGCACAAUCUGAAACAUUUAGAAAGCUUGCAUCUUGGAAGCAACCAUAUUUCCUCCAUUAACUUCCCCAAAGACUUCCCAACAUACAAUCUGAAAGUCGUGGAUUUUCAGAAUAAUGCGAUACAACAUCUCACUGGACAGGACAUGGACUCUCUGAAGCAGGCCACCAACCUAAGCCUCAGCUUCAAUGGCAACAACAUUAAAGCUAUUGAGCCUGGGGCUUUCCAUUCAAAAGUCUUCCAAAGUUUGAACUUUGGAGGGACUUUUGACUUGCCUAUUAUAUUAAGAGGUCUGCAAAACUCUACUAUUCAGUCUCUCUGGCUUGGCACAUUUGAGGACCUUGAUGACCAAGACCUUAGUCCAGACAUGCUUCAGGGACUUUGUGAAAUGUCUGUUGAGAGCAUCAACCUGCAGAAGCACCAUUUCUCUGACUUCUCCUCCUCCACUUUUCGAUGUUUCACGCAACUCCAAGAAUUGGAUCUGACAGCUGCUCACUUGGAAGAGUUACCCUCUGAGAUUAAGGGCAUGAACUCACUCAAGAAAUUAGUUCUCAAUGCAAAUAAGUUUGACGAGUUGUGUCAAAUCAAUGCUGCCAAUUUCCCCUCCCUUACACACCUCUACAUCAAAGGCAACCUGAAGAAGCUUGACCUUGGUGCUGGCUGUUUGGAAAAACUAGAAAACCUUCAGGAACUUGAUUUAAGCCACAGUGACAUAGAGGUUUCCAGCUGCUGCAAUCUGCAGCUCAAAAGCCUACAUCACUUGCAGUAUCUCAACCUGAGCUACAAUGAGCCCCUGGGUUUCCAGAGUCAGGCGUUCAAAGAAUGUCCUCAGUUACAACUCCUGGAUUUGGCAUUUACUCACUUGCACGUUAAUGUGCAAAGUCCUUUCCAAAGCCUCGGUCUCCUGCAGGUUCUCAAUCUCUCUUACUGCUUCCUUGAUAUGAGCAAUCAACAUCUUCUAGCAGGCUUGCAGGACCUCCGGCAUCUGAACUUACAGGGGAAUCACUUUCAACAAGGGAACAUCCCAAAGACCAACCUACUUCAGACAGUGGGCAGCUUGGAGACUCUGAUUUUAUCCUCUUGCAACCUCCUCUCCAUAGACCAGCAAGCAUUCCAUGGCCUUGGAAAAAUGACUCAUGUAGACUUAAGCCACAACAAUCUGACAGGCAGUAGCCUUGGUGCUCUUAGCCAUCUAAAGGGACUCUAUCUCAAUCUGGCCUCCAACUGCAUUAGCAUCAUUCCACCCCAACUCCUCGCCAUCUUGUCCCAGCAGAGCACCAUUAAUUUAAGUCACAAUCCCCUAGAAUGCACGUGUUCUAAUAGUCGUUUCUUAACAUGGUACAAAGAAAACUUGCAAAAAUUCGAGAGCUUGGAGGAGACCGUGUGUGCAAACCCCCCACGUUUAAGGGGAGUUAAGCUGUCUGCUGUCAAGCUGUCCUGUAGGAUAACAGCCGUGGGCAUUUUCUUUUUCAUUGUCUUUUUCCUCUUGCUUGCCCUUUUGCUCUUUUGGGCAGGUAAAUUCCUUCUUAGGUGGAAAUACCAACACAUUUAGUACUGAAGAUUUCCAGAGAAGGCGAAUAAAUGUGUUUAACAAAGCUGCCCUAAGUGAAGAAAUUGCUGUUUGUGGCUGGCCAGACUUCUCUUGGGGCUGGGCAAGGGUUCACUGUACUUUUUUGAGCAUCUUACCCCUGUGAGUCCCAGAGCUAAUGAGUGUCCCCAGCACGCAACUGGGGGUCAGACGUGGCUGUGAGAGCUGCAGAUGCAUUUCCUCACAUAGAAGGGGGAUGGAGUGGGGGGGGGGACCUGUGACAGGGAAAACCAGGAGUCCCCUCUCCCUCCAUUCACCAGCUUCCCUCCCAGCACCCUCACCCCAUCCCUGAAAGGAUGCGUACCCCCAGAACUUGGCCAUACCGAAGUUUUCCCGUUCACUCUCACCCGCAGCGUGGACAUCGUACUUUGGUCUGAGUUCUGCAUAAUGUAGCCAUUGGGAAACUUAGUUGAGGACAAACUCUCAACGCUUAUUUAAAGUGAAAAAGGCAAAACAAUGAAUUUAAAAGAAAAGACUGAAGAAUGAAUCCUGCCAUCAGAUAGAUUCCAUUGAUCCCUUUAAUCCUUAGUUCUCUAUAAUGUCUCUGAGGUGCAAAUAUCUACCAAAAAAAAAAAAAAAAAGGUCCCCUCUUCCUCCCAGAGGUUUAGGAUUUCUGCCACAUUUGUUGCAUUUACUUUAGAGCUAGGGAGGCUCCCCUCUGCCAAGCUGAUCUUGCUGUUAGGUUCCAGAUCUUCCCUAGGCUGUCGUCUUUUACUCAUUCGAAGCCUCUUUUACUCAUUCGAAGCCUCUUUCCCACAGGAAUUGUGAGAUAAACGGUGGUUUGGUUCCCAGACUGACCCUCAAAAUCCUAUUUAUCUCAGAGACCAUUUGAGAUCGCACAUCUACAAUGAAAACUCGUAGAAGAAAAGAUCACUGCACAUUAGCUGUCAGGAGCACAAUAAGGCUGUCUUAGUGAGAAGUGGUUUCUGUUGAGGGUGGGGGCGCCAGCAAAGAUUGUUAUCAGUGACAGACAGGGGACAGGACCAUCGAAUGCAGAUGGAAAAAGAGGACAGAGAAGCUGUCAAUGCUAUGACUUAGGUCUUCCCAAGGCCCAAAGGGUCACACUCAUGCAUGCAGGCUCGAUCUAUUAAAGUCUGGAUUGCAGGGCAAGGGAGGGGAGAGCUGUUGUACUCAGGUGUUGCAUUUAUAAGACCUUGGUUAUGUCCUAUACCCAAUUUGAGGUUACAGAUGGUAAUUUACAGUUAUAAAAUUCUGAUUGUAUAUCAAAGUUGAUUAACUUCAAUAUUCAUUCAGAAUUCAUUAAUUUUUAGGUUGAAGGCAUAAUUGUGGGACUUAAUAAUAGAGUUGAAAGUUGGGGGCAACUGUACUUUAUCUCUUUACCCCAGGAAAAAAAAAGAGCAGGUAGGAGAAUAGCAGCAAAAUGAAGCUCUUUCAAGUCUCAGAAAUCUCUAGGCCUUAGCACUUGCUGUUUACUUUGCCUGGAAGAUGCUGCCAACUCCCAUAUAUUCCUUGAUAUCCCUGAAACCUCAGCACUAAUAUUUUCUCCUCAGAGGGGAACCCUUCCCUGAAUAUCCAGUCUAAACCAACCACCUUGCCAUGUUCAAUUCCCUCUCGUAGCAUCCUGUUGUACUGUCUUCACAUGCGUACCUAUAUUUGGAAUGAGCUUGUUCACUUGUUUUCACAUAUUGUCUAUCUCUUUCCAUCUCCCUCAAAUGUGCUCUGCAUAGGAGCUGGGUCCCUGUUUGUGUUGUUUACUCAACAAUAUCCCAGAGCUUGUCUGGUACAUAGUAAGGGCUCAAUAUAUUUUUGUUUAAUAAUUGCUGACGUUUUGCCUGCAGUCUAAUUCCUGAGCCCUUACCAGCUCCCAAUUCUGCCCCAUGCCCAUCCCUACCUCCCCUCAGCCUCCUGGGCAUCGCAAGCACUUGCUUAUCACCAGAAAUUGCCAAGGAAAAUCUUUGCAAAAUGGAUUCCUAGGCCCCACCCCUAGAUAUUAGGAUUCUGUUGAACUGGGUUUGGCCCAGGAUUCUCAGACAAAUGAUUCUAUGUAAAAUCUUUCCCUAUGUGUAAUGAUAAUUUUUAUUCCUCCAGCUUCUCCCCAUCUCAGAGUGUGGAAGGUCCAUGCUCUAAGAAUCCAGUCUCAGCACCAACCCACUGAGUUCUCUCUGUGCUCUGUCAAAUUUAAGCUCUUUCCUGCCUUAAGGGUUUAAGGCGAUUUGGGAAAUAGUAAUUGCUGAUCUAUCACCCAUGGUCACACAGCCUUCCAUAAUAUUAGAUGUGUAAUUUGAAAAAGCAAAAACAUUCUGUAGAAAAUUUCUGAUGCGAAUUGCAUGACACUAAAGUCUACAGGAUCCCAAGCCUUAGCAAAACUGAAUUGCCCAUCUUGCUUUCAUUUAUCAGUCAUGCUCCUCCUUCCUUGCAAUACGACUUGCUACUCCAUAACUUCUCACUGAUCUAAGGCUUUGCGACAGCUCCUCUGUUUUAAGCAAUAGUAAAUUCACUGCACAAAGUCAGAAAGGGAGCUUUUUGAUGGCUGCUGUCAAUUUUAUUGCUUUAUCGUGGAUACUAGGAUAGAAUCUGUAGACAUGGUGUGUUUAUUGGUUUUAUGUAUUGCAUGUUGUUGCUGCUCUGACAAGCUAGUCCUAUAAAAAUGUGUUAUUAUUGCAUGUUGUAGCUCAGUGAGCUGACCCUGCAUCUCAAAGUGUACUGAGGCAAAUGGCAUUGGAGUCCAUAAAAGCUGACUGGCCUCCAUCACAGUGGACUCCCUGCGUGAGCUGCAACUUCUACAAUCAGGGAGCAAAUUAUACCUUUCCCAGUGUCAACAGCCAUCACCGAUAACUGAACACAGCAGAGAACCAACACAGGCAUUAUCUGCAAAAUUUCAAGAAAGGAAACUGUCGUAUCAUUCCUACUUGUCCUAUUCUCCAAUAAGUGUUGUUUGUAGUUUUCAAGUUUACAAAAGUAUGAAAUAAAUGACUUUUUAAUGUU
This is a messenger RNA of Choloepus didactylus (southern two-toed sloth), 5030 nucleotides long. It is a transcript of the gene CD180, whose product is annotated as CD180 molecule. The coding region runs from base 63 to 2048 and encodes 661 amino acids. Gene Ontology annotation, cellular component: extracellular matrix. The transcript has 3 exons. Gene Ontology annotation, molecular function: protein binding. Gene Ontology annotation, biological process: B cell proliferation involved in immune response; positive regulation of lipopolysaccharide-mediated signaling pathway; cellular response to lipopolysaccharide. The record is from RefSeq and is a predicted model, not a curated record. Lineage: Eukaryota; Metazoa; Chordata; Mammalia; Pilosa; Megalonychidae.